Misgurnus anguillicaudatus (oriental weatherfish) is the source of this 3616-nucleotide messenger RNA. Lineage: Eukaryota; Metazoa; Chordata; Actinopteri; Cypriniformes; Cobitidae. The record is from RefSeq and is a predicted model, not a curated record.
GAGAGUAAUUCCAAAGCUGUGAUCUCGCGGUAAUUCAGUGUAAUAUCAUGAUCGGUUUGCGCAACGCACCAGGAAGUCGAACACUUCUGUUAACAGUCUGCUGGUAACUAUAGAAACAAGCCGAGAAGCUAGACCGCUAGUUAGCAACAUUCUCCAGCAACCCUUAUCUCAUAUACCCUCAGAACAAAACAUAACGUUAAAAUGUCUAUCUCAAAAAUGCUUUAACGGCGUAUGGCUGUUACAUAUGACACUGUAUUCGAUACUAGUGAAGUUUGUUGUUACAUCGCAUGUAAGUGACUUGUUAGCCUGCUACUGUAUCUCAUGCAACGGAUUUCUCGCUGCUGUGUUGUUAUCCAUGAUGGGAAAAUAUGUGGAAGAGGUCUCUGUGUCUCUCGUACGGGAAUAUCUCAGUAGGAAGGGCCUGAAGAGAACCAUCUCUUGCAUGGAUGAAGAGCUUCCACGAACUGAUUCAAGCAUCAAUAACAGAUCAGACCUGCGCAGAAUACUUCACCUUGAAGGCCUCUACAAAAAGAAUAAGACUGAAGAGCAUCCCUUGAAGUCAAUGUUGGAGAUUAUUGUGAAGGAGAGAUUAAAUGAGGGAGACAAAGUCAGAGCACAUCACCAUAGUGACAGCCAACCACAUCCAUCAGAUCAAACCCCAUCCAGAGCUACCUUAGACGUGACUGACAAUGUUAAGCAAAAUGAAUGCAUUUUGGAAGAUCUGCAUUAUGACAUACCAAGGUUAUCUGAAAUCAGCAGUCUGUCUCAGGUCACUGGACUUUAUCGAACACCACCUGAUAAAACCAAGCAGAUGAGCAAAACCCUUCCCAGUUUCGCUGUUCCCCUUGAGGGGAGCGAUAAGUGUACACAUUCUUUGUCUUCUAGCCAGGAUAGUCUCACAACUGUGAUUAAAGAGGGAUACUCGGAGAAAAAGGUUCCAGAUCCCGACAGCCAGAAGAACAGAGGCAACAGAAUGAGACGAGGCAUUAUGGCAGGUCCCAUAGCCAGCUCCUCACAGGAAAGUAACAGAAGACGUCCAUCCCGAAAGGCAUCUGGGUCUUCGUCUUUUAGAACAACAACUGAGGAUUGUAAAGACACAACAGGCUGGACUAAUGGUUUCAAUACAACACAUAUAAAGUCUAAUCCUUCAGCCUCUCCUGAAGGGGAGGGCAGCAUGUUUUCUCAUUUAAAUAAUGAAGCCUUGGGUAGAAAUGGGCUUGAGAAAAUUCCUGGAGUCAAACCUCAGCAUCACCUGAAGAAUUCAGCACCCAGCCCAAAAGUGGAUGAACUCCAUAUGUUGGAAAUGGUUUUAGAUGACGUCGAGAAUGAGGGGAGCUUAUGUGAUGUUUCUAGAGCAUCUGGAGCAGAACUUAAAUUGCACAGGACUUCCAUGGACCAGAUUACCGCUACCGCUCUGAAGAAGAUCCUUUUCGGUUCUCCUAUUGCUUGUUUCACUGAGGAGUGGAAACAACAGAGUUUUACCUUUUCAGAUACUCUUGGUUUGAAAUAUGGGAUUAUACAAAAGAAGGGAGGACCCUGUGGAAUACUUGCAGCAGUUCAGGCCUUCGUUUUACAGAAGCUCCUGUUUGAAGAACCAAGCAGUGACUCACAGUACGAGAGAUUGGAGGUAUCAAACACCGAAAGGACCAAAUGUCUAUAUCUGGCUUUGGCUGACAUACUAUGGAGAGCCGGAGAUAUGAAGAGAGCCACUGUAGCAGUAAACACAGGAAGAAAUCUUUUCACCCCGGUCGGGCGCUACAAAUCAGAUGGUGUUGUAGAAAAGAUAACAUGUGUCACUGUUGAGACUUUGAAUGAUCUUACAUCUGUUCUUGAGCAGCAUGUUAGACAGUUUGAGACGGGUCCCUUUGGCUGUAUCCUACUCACCAUCUCUGUCAUUCUCUCCAGAACUAUUGCAGCUGUUGAAAGUGACAUGGAUGUGCCAACCUCCACUCUUAUUGGUGCUCAUGGAUACUGCACACAGGAAUUGGUGAAUCUUUUACUUUGUGGACGGGCAGUUUCAAACGUCUUUGAUGAUGAAAUGAAGCUUGAUUCUGGAAAUGGAAAUCUUACACUUCUAAAGGGAAUUAAAGCACGUUGUAACAUCGGGCUAUUGUCUUUAUUUGAGCACUAUAAUAUAUGUAAGGUUGGGUCUCACCUGAAAACUCCCAAGUUUCCAAUUUGGGUUAUAUGCAGCGAAAGCCAUUUCAGUGUCCUCUUCUCUCUCUCCGAAGAGCUGGCAGCUGACCGCUGGAAAAAGAAAGAGUUUGAUUUGUAUUAUUAUGAUGGGCUGGCCAACCAGCAGGAACCAAUUAGAUUGACAAUCUAUCCAGAUGCCGCUGCUCAGAAUGACAAUGCGGACAAUGAUCUCAUUCCUCCGUUGGAGCUCUGCAUCAGGACCAAAUGGCAAAAUGCAUUGAUCAGCUGGAAUGAUACUGAUCCCAUUCUCUAAUAAUGUGCUGUGUAACACCAGUGUGAUUUUUUUUAGCUAAACAAAAUGCAUUAUGUUUUAUAAUUAAACGAUUUUGGUAUUUAUGUUGUUUUAUGAUGCCUCUGUAAAAACAUUUCUUUGCCAUAAUAUUUCUUUCUUCUUAAUUGUAGUAUUAUUGUUAAUUUCAUGUGUUUUAUUUGAAUACUGAAUUCAUGUUUUUUUAGGGGUAUAGAUCAACUUUGGGAAAGUGUACAUUUCUCAAUUUUCCAAUCAGUCAGUAUUGUUGACCCCCUAAAUUGAUGCUCUCUGUGCUCCUCUUAUUUGUUUUGUACAAUAUUUGCAUUCACUUAGUGAUCAUAGUGUCCAUGUUACUCCAUGUGUAAUGUUUAUUAGUUAAAGGUGGAGUUCACGAUGUUUGAAAGCCAAUGUUGAUAUUUGAAAUCACCUAAACAAACACGCCCCUACCCCAAUAGAAUCUGGACCUUCGGUUGAUAGACCCGCCCCACACAUACGCAACCCGGCAAGGAUGUCGGUUAGUAGACACGCUCCUUACUGCUGAUUGGCUAUAAGUGUGUUUUGGUAGUCGGCCCGUCUCCUUUUCCAAAGCGUUUUUCAAACAUCGUGGACUCCGCCUUUAACCCUGCAGUUAAGGAUUACAUUGAGUGUAAAGUAAUAAAAUAUAUUUAUUUUUGCUCGAGAUUUGUGGAGAGGACAAGAGAAGUAAUUUUGGAUAAAGCAUGCUUUUAUUAGCCAUUUCAAGGAUUGAGUCUAGAUAUCUUUAUAGAUGAUUAUUUAGUUUAUGAGAUUAGUGGACAGUUGAUUUAAUCAUUUAUUAUUAACUUGUUGAAUAUCUGAUUCUGCAAAUCUGUCUUCAGAGUCUUGUGUGCAUGCUGAAUAUUAUUGUUCUCUGUAACCAAGCACUCAAAACAUAAUCAAUGACUUAACUUUAAAAGUAUUCCUAAAAAAGUGGCUUACUUACACUGGUAAUAAUCCCUGAAAUUAUUUCAGCACAUUUAUACUGUCAACAAAAUGAUAAAAAUUAUAUAUUAAGCAAACAGGUCACACAAAUAUUCAAAACAUUCAUUUUCAUUGAGCAACAACCACUAUUUGGCUAAGAUUAACACAACUCCUGCCUGUUACAACAAAUGCCUGGUGAUCAUUAAACAUCUGGUUUUAAAUCAACAAAAA